CAAAGGCGGAGGAGGAGGGACCUGUCACCACAGGCCCUGCUGACAGACUCCCUCUGCUCGUCGUCCCGGUCGGACGGCCGGGCAGCUCGGAGCGCCCGGGGAGCCAUGCGCAGCCCUCCGUGGAUCGUAGCCUGGGUGCUCCUGCUCCGAGGGCUGCCGUGCAGCGCCGCGUCUCCCCGGAGCGACAUCCGGGACUGCUCCGCCAACCCGCCGUACCUGCCCCCCACGGCCACGGAGACGACGGCGCGGCUGGCGGCUCUGCGGGGCGCCAUGCGGGCGCGCGGCGUCGACGCCUACGUGGUGCCGGCCACAGACGCGCACAUGAGCGAGUACAUCUCGGAGCGGGACGCCCGCCUGGGCUGGCUGAGCGGCUUCACCGGCUCGGCAGGCACGGCUGUGGUGACCCUGCACAAGGCUGCCUUGUGGACCGACAGCCGCUACUGGACCCAGGCGGAGCGGCAGAUGGACUGCAACUGGGAGCUGCAGAGGACGAUCUGGAUUAAGUCCAUUGGGCUGUGGAUCCUUGAGGCAGUUCCUGAGGGCGGGAAUGUCAGCAUGGACCCCUUCCUCUUCUCCAUCAACACCUGGAGCAGCUACAGCGAGGCUCUCCACGGCUCCGGCAGGACCCUGCUUCCCAUGGAGACCAACCUCGUGGACCAGGUGUGGACCGACCAGAGACCCCCUCCAGCCUCCAGCAAGAUCUACAGCCUCCCAGCAGAGUUCAUAGGGAGCAGCUGGCAGGAGAAGGUGACGGGCAUCCGGCAGCAGAUGGAGCAGCACGUCCAGAGCCCCACAGCUGUGCUGCUCUCGGGGCUGGAGGAGACGGCCUGGCUCUUCAACCUCCGUGGAGAUGACAUCCCCUACAACCCUGUCUUCUACUCCUACACGCUGCUGACCAACACCAGCAUAAGGCUGUUUGUGGACGGGACGCGCCUGACGGCGGAGGCUCRGCAGUCCCUGCAGGGAGCCUGCCCAGGGCCGCUCUGUGUGGAGCUGCAGGAGUACGGGCAGGUGCGCGACCACGUCCGCGACUACGCCCAGGGCAACGUCACCAUCUGGCUCGGCACCGAGUACACCACCUACGGCCUCUACGGAGUCAUCCCCGAGGAGAAGCUCCUGGAGGAGAGCUACUCGCCGGUGAUGACCGCCAAGGCUGUGAAGAACGCCAAGGAGCAGGAGUUACUGCGCGCCGCUCAUGUGCGGGACGCUGUGGCGGUCAUCCAGUACCUGCUGUGGCUGGAGAAGACGGUCCCRCAGGGGCUGGUGGAUGAGUUCUCGGGGGCACGGCACGUGGACGCGCUCCGGCAGGCCCAGGAGCACAGCCGCGGGCCCAGCUUCGAGUCCAUCUCGGCCAGCGGCCUCAACGCCGCGCUCGCCCACUACAGCCCGUCCAACGGGAGCAGCCGCAAGCUGUCUGUGGACGAGAUGUACCUGUGCGACACCGGCGGGCAAUACCUGGACGGCACCACGGACAUCACGCGCACYGUGCACUGGGGAGUGCCGACCCCCUUCCAGAAGGAAGCCUACACGCGCGUGCUCAUGGGCAACAUCGACCUGUCCCGCCUCGUCUUCCCCACCAGCACGGCAGGGAGGACGGUGGAGGCCUUCGCCCGCCAGGCGCUCUGGAAAGUCGGACUCAACUAYGGCCACGGGACCGGCCAUGGCAUUGGAAACUUCCUAUCGGUCCAUGAGUGGCCCGUGGGCUUCCAGUCCAACAACAUACCACURACGAAGGGCAUGUUCACAUCCAUCGAGCCUGGAUACUACCAGGAUGGUGAGUUUGGAAUCCGCAUUGAAGACAUUGCCCUCGUGGUGGAGGCGCAGACCGAGCACCAGACUGAGCAGGAGCCGUUCCUGACCUUCGAGGUGGUGUCCCUGGUACCCUAUGAUCGCAACCUCAUUGAUGUCAACCUCCUGUCAAAGGAGCAGAUCCAGCACCUCAACACCUACUACAAGACCAUCCGGGAGCGCGUGGGGCCGGAGCUGCGGCGGCAGCGGCUGGAGGAGGAGUACGCCUGGCUGCAGAGGAACACGGAGCCCUUCCUGCAAAGCGGCGCCGCCGCCGCCAGCGCCAGCCUGGCCACGCUGGCCACCACCUCCCUCCUGCUCAGCGAGCUGCGGGCCUGAGCCCAGCCCCGCCACGCGUCUCCUCCUUGCCAGGGCAGCUUCUUCUCCCCGUCACCUACUUCCUUUUUUCUGUCCUUGUGUGCAAUUAAAGAUGAGUAAUGCCAGUGG
Molecule: messenger RNA, 2235 nt
Organism: Nothoprocta perdicaria
Lineage: Eukaryota; Metazoa; Chordata; Aves; Tinamiformes; Tinamidae
Gene: XPNPEP2
Product: X-prolyl aminopeptidase 2
Exons: 21
Coding region: 106-2127 (673 amino acids)
Molecular function (GO): metalloaminopeptidase activity
Source: RefSeq, a predicted model, not a curated record